AUUCGUGCGAUGGCGGCCGUGGCGUAGAAGGGGCGGAUUGUUCUGCCUGGUGUUUGUGCAGUCUCAUUAAAGUCUGAUAGGUCUCAUAAUACCGGUUUCUUUACCUUGUCUAUAUUGGGGUCCUUUUCGCCCCCCCAGCGUGUAGGAAAAAAAUUAGUACUGUUACAAGAAUUCGGUGGAUCAGCUAUCCCAAAUGGUACACCACGCGACACGAAAUCGCACUUGUUGACGAGAUGAAACGGGGGUCAAUUUGUAUUCAGGGGCUCGUCCCGUGUAUGAUCUAAUACCUGAGAUCAUAAUAAUGGUCAAUGUCCAUCGGCCCAGGAGAAAAGCCGUUCGAGUCCACAGCCGAACUCCACACGGUCCACGUUCCCGUUGACGUCUUUGCUCACGAAGAAACUUUGCAAUCCACGACUCAUUGGACUUUCUCCCUUCCCUUGCCAAUCGACCCACCCCUUUCCAUUCCGCCGGCAUCCCUUUCCUGCGCCCGCCCGACAUUCCGGCCGGAACCUGUUUCCCCGACGCCCUCUCCGUGUCUGUUUGAAUGGCAACACCAAGUCCGAGCAGCCCACUUCUCCACGUCUACCUACCCGACACGCGCAGAGAUCUCCGCGACCGACGGCAGUCCCGGAGAUCGAUCAUAACACAUGCCGCCCAGGACGAGAGCGGGGGUGCAAAGCCAGAAACAAAAGGAAAAGCUUGCGAACUCCUACAAUGAAUUACUCGAAGAGUUCUCGUCUAAGGAUCUGCGGAGCGUGGGGAAUUACACUAUAGGGAGAUUGAUAGGGAAAGGGUCCUUUGGAAAGGUCUAUCUCGCAUCGCAUAAACUUACCAAUGGCUCCAAGGUAGUGCUCAAGUCCUCCAGCAAGGAGGAUACCAAUCUAGCACGUGAGAUCCAUCACCAUCGUCAAUUCCUUCACCCUCAUAUCGCGCGCCUUUACGAAGUCGUUGUAACGGAGGAUCUGGUGUGGCUGGUGUUGGAAUACUGCGCUGGCGAUGAGCUUUACAAUUACCUCCUGCGCCACGGUCCCCUCCCUGUCAAUAAAGUGAAACGGAUAUUCACCCAGCUGGUGGGUGCGGUGGCCUACGUUCAUAGCAAGUCUUGCGUGCAUCGGGACCUCAAAUUGGAGAACAUCCUACUUGACAAACAUGAAAAUGUCAAACUAUGCGACUUCGGAUUCACGCGCGAAUAUGAAGGCAAGGCGAGCUAUUUGCAAACGUUCUGCGGUACUAUAUGCUACAGUGCGCCGGAAAUGUUGAAGGGGGAGAAAUACGCGGGCGAGAAAGUGGAUGUUUGGAGCUUGGGCAUCAUUCUCUACGCGCUUUUGGCCGGCGAGUUACCUUACGAUGAUGACGACGAUCAACUCACCAAGAGCCGGAUCCUCACAGAGGAGCCAAAGUACAACGACAAGUUUCCUGAUGACGCCAAAGCCUUGAUCAAUCUUCUUCUUUCCAAACGGCCAUUGAUUCGGCCGAGUCUUGACGACAUACUCGCUCAUCCGUUCCUCUCUGAGCAUGCCCCCGAACAACUUGCUAUUCUCAAGAUUCCCCGACCCUCGCCUUUCACGACGCCGCUGGAAAAGACGACAUUGCAACGGAUGAAGAGCGCUGGUGUCAACAUUGAUGAAGUGAUCGAGAACGUUCUUGCGCAAAGAUGUGACCCACUGGCUGGAUGGUGGGCCCUGUUGAUUGAAAAGGAGCAGCGCAAAGAACUGAAGCGAGAGCGCAAACGCCGGGAGCGAGAAGUCGAAGCAAAGAAUCUCCGCCGACUAAGUGCGGCUAGUAGCCGGUUAGAAAAGCUUUCUUCGGCCUUGGUGGAAGUCGACGAGGAAGGCCAGGUCACGUCGGGCUCACUCCAGGACCGUGGGCGGCGUGAUAGGCGAAGUCUACCGUCCCAGCUGGCGGUGCCAGAGCUUCCUGCACUCCCCGAGCCAUUGCCUGUUCAUUCACCCGAUACGAGCAACCCACCAGCGCCCAUCGACAAAGACUCUGCCGCUGACAGGCGUUCGAUCACAUCGGCUUCGACGUCGGUUCGUCGCCGUCCCGUACCCCCUCCAAAGGACAAGAGAAGGUCACGGCCCAGUAUGCUACAUGUCAGUGCAUCACAACCAGAGCUGACGCAGCACCAUGGAAUUUUCCGCCGACGCACUCCUCGACGCCAUCACCCAAUUCUCAGCCAGCUCGCAUCGCUCAAGCAUUGGUUUGUGGAGUCUGCCAAGCGGGCCAAGUCUCCCAGUUCCAAGUCAGGUGGCUCACGCAAAUUCCUAUCGGAAAAGUUCAGUCCCGCAAAGAGUCAGGAUUCCGGAAAGAAAUCCGCGUCCCCAUCUACUGUGGGCGAGGCUCCGGCAGAGGUAGUGACGCCGACUCAAAUGAAGCGCAUUUCCACUGCCAGCAGUCUGGCUCCGAGCAGUGCCUCGUAUCGUCAAAACCGACACUCCUACCCGCGUCAGCCUCGGCCACUAAACACUGGCCAUUCCAGCAAUCGCAACUCUCUCUCGCCAUCUCCUAUUACGCCCCGGGGCUCAUAUCGACGGUCGUCAGCUGGACUGCGUGGCCGUAAAUCAACAUCCUCCUCCGUUUCGUCUAUCCGCAGCAUACACCAUACCCGUGCGCACUCUAAAGCAUCGUCAAUUUCGUCAAAUAGCAUCGACACGGUUGCGACGCCAACAGCACGAAUCUCCAAAUCUCCUCAUUCGUCUAUUAAAGUCCUGCCUACUACACCUGGCUCAUCUGCCCGCUUCCCGAGCAGUGUUCGGUUGGUGCGUGGUCCUAGUGGGCCUCACAGGGAGCUCGGGGAUCAUGUCGGACAUAUACCAUCCGCUUUUAAUGAAGCCGCUCCUGGUCCGAUUCUCUACUCACCAUCCUCAAGUCUAGUCUUUGCCCGUCGAAAGCGAUCCGCUUUUAAGGGGCCUAUGAUCCAUACAUCGAAUCCGAUGGUCUCAGGUAGCAUGCUUCAUUCACCUCUCCCUGGUCAGGCUUUAGAUAGCGGAGAUGCGAUUCCCGUCGCUGCACGCCCUGCUGCCCGCAAGAGCCAGAUCAUCGAAGAGGAGGAAGAUGACGAAGGUUUCGAGGACGAGAUUGAGGAAGUCGACGAAUUCACCGGCCCGGAGGAAGGCCUAGACACGGUUACCGCAGAGGGUGACCUUACACCUCGGGUGUCCGCCGCGCCGGUCCCCGAGCCUGGCUCCCCUGAAUCGGACCGCAAGCCGGUCCUCGAGCCUGCCCCGGAGCUUGAAACCAGCCCCAGACCCCCACGGUCAUCAUCGCUUCGUUCGCCGCCGUCUGAGGUAGGAGUAGCACGUUCAGACGACGCCGUGGAGUUGGUCUCUCAAGACAGUAAUGUCAAGAUUGACAUAACAACGGAGGCACCCAGCGAGGUUACUGCUAAGCCAGUCGCCAUCUAGUAGUACUGCCGAUGCUUUGCUUCUGAUGCUGCUUCGCCGAUCUUCCACUCCUCCCACGAUUCUCAUUUCAUUGCGCGAUUUGAUAGACGAUAGAGCUGCUACUGUUCCUGACCCUGUUCCUAUUCCUAUUUCCCUUGUGUCCCCGCUUGUGAUUUUUCAUAUACCCCCCAUGUUUGUUUGCAAUUCCAUACACAGCCUGUGUACGUGUUUCUCAUUGCUUGCAUUUUAUAUCCCGAUAUCUUUUUUGACUUCUCAUGGCAUUGUUAUCAUCAUCUCCAGCCCGCUUUCUGUGGCUGUGGUUGACUCUCGCCUUAACCCUCGCUCCAAUUGUCCUUGACUCAUUCUGUUUAAUUGCCCUGCGCUGUGACGCCCUUUCUCUGUCGAGAUUUCCUAUGACCCCAUCCAUCUCUGUCCUUUUGAAUGUCAGAUAUCUCUUUUCUUUCUUGUCAGGCUCGCAGUGCCUACACUGUAACCCCUAUUAUAGACUAUUUUUGUUUCUCUUAUAUGCAUUUCUGCCUGCAUAAAGGCAUCAACCUAACUUUCAGCGAGAACAGGAACACAAUGCUAAGAGUUAGUUCCAAGACUCUUUCCAGGGUCAGAUCAAAAUGUAUUCUACGGAAGCAGUGAGACGGUAUCAC
Penicillium brasilianum is the source of this 4042-nucleotide messenger RNA. Lineage: Eukaryota; Fungi; Ascomycota; Eurotiomycetes; Eurotiales; Aspergillaceae. The record is from the annotation of a GenBank genome assembly.